Messenger RNA from Phanerochaete carnosa HHB-10118-sp, 3388 nucleotides. RefSeq lists its product as uncharacterized. Bases 132 to 3362 code for a protein of 1076 amino acids. Lineage: Eukaryota; Fungi; Basidiomycota; Agaricomycetes; Polyporales; Phanerochaetaceae. Gene Ontology annotation, cellular component: nucleus. The record is from RefSeq and is a predicted model, not a curated record. Gene Ontology annotation, molecular function: RNA binding; RNA helicase activity; ATP binding. The transcript is spliced from 10 exons. Gene Ontology annotation, biological process: RNA catabolic process; maturation of 5.8S rRNA.
CCGACGUUCGACUGGGCGCCGCCGACCGCCUCUCAUUUGGGUCUGGUUCUUUGCGUUUGUGAUCCUCCCGCUGGUUCGCCGGUUUACUAGUUCUUAUUUUGCAUAUCUCGACGAUACAGCUUACGGCCGACAUGAAUUCCAGCGACCUAUUCUCUUUCCUCGAUGAAACCCCUCCAGAAGGGGACGACUACGAAUCCGAGAUCAGCAGUGUGCAUGCUAUGGAUACCGAUGACCACAGCGAGGUUCCAAAGAAGCGCAAAGCGGAAGAAGAUAGCGUGUCAGCACCUCCCGCUGAUGACGCCGAACCCCCUCUAGAUGGAGAGAACGAAGCUGGGCCAUCUGACCCUAAAAAACCUCGCAUGUCGUCGCCAAAUCCCAUGGUCACCGACGAAGUGGAGAUAGAGGCAAAGCGAGAGGUUGCGGCUAGCGCUGGGCUCCAAGGUUCCGUCGAGGCGGGCUCAAAGCUAGAGCUUCGCCAUCAGGUCAGACAUCAAGUCGCGGUGCCACCUGGUUAUCCUUACAUACCUAUCGCGAAUCAUGUACCUCCUGCCAAACCAGCACGAGAAUACAAGUUCACGCUGGACCCCUUCCAGCAAGUGUCGGUGCAUGCGAUUCAGCGUAACGAGAGUGUACUUGUGUCUGCUCACACGAGUGCGGGUAAGACUGUCGUAGCUGAGUAUGCAAUUGCGCGCUGUCUGCAGAAUAAGCAGCGUGUGAUCUACACCAGUCCUAUCAAGGCCCUCUCAAACCAAAAGUACCGUGAGAUGCUCGCCGAGUUUGGCGAUGUCGGCCUCAUGACAGGAGACGUCACAAUUAACCCCUCAGCAACAUGUCUAGUCAUGACUACUGAAAUCCUUCGGUCGAUGCUAUACCGUGGUUCCGAGAUUAUGCGCGAAGUUGCCUGGGUCAUCUUCGACGAGAUUCACUACAUGCGCGAUAAAGAGCGUGGCGUUGUCUGGGAAGAAACUAUCAUCCUCCUCCCGCAUACAGUUCGCUACGUCUUUCUCUCCGCCACGAUUCCCAACGCAAUGCAGUUCGCCGAAUGGAUUUGCAAGUCGCAUGAGCAGCCGUGUCAUGUUGUCUACACCGAUUUCCGUCCUACUCCACUACAGCACUAUCUCUUCCCCGCGGGCGGAGAGGGUAUCUACCUAGUUGUCAACGAGAAGGGCGAAUUCAGGGAGGAUAACUUCACAAAGGCGAUGGGCAUGCUCCAGGAGAGGCAAGGGGAAGACCCUGCAGAUCCAAAAGGCGGUCGCGGACGUAAAGGCAAGACCAAGAAAGGUGGAGAUAAGAAGGGCCCUUCAGAUAUCCAGAAGAUUAUCAGGAUGAUCAUGCAGAAGAACUACAACCCGGUCAUUAUCUUCGCUUUCAGUAAGCGCGAGUGUGAAGCUCUUGCACUGACCAUGACCAAGUUCGAGUUCAACUCCACCGACGAACAAGACAUGGUCACAAACAUCUUCAAUAAUGCGAUCGACAACUUGUCCGCGGACGAUCGGCAGCUUCCUCAGAUUUCCAAUCUUCUCCCUCUCCUCAAGCGUGGCAUCGGCAUCCACCACGGUGGUCUACUUCCUAUUCUCAAGGAGGUCAUCGAGAUUCUUUUCCAAGAAGGUCUGAUCAAGAUCCUUUUCGCCACCGAAACGUUCUCCAUUGGUCUGAACAUGCCCGCGAAGACUGUUGUCUUCACCGCAGCACGCAAGUUUGACGGUCGCGAGUUCCGCAACCUCUCGUCCGGAGAGUAUAUCCAGAUGUCUGGUCGUGCUGGUCGUCGUGGUCUCGAUGAUCGCGGUGUGGUCAUCAUGAUGUGCGACGAAAAGCUCGAGCCGACUGCUGCGAAGGAGAUGAUCAAGGGCGAGGCCGACCGACUUGACUCCGCAUUCCACCUCGGCUACAAUAUGGUCCUCAACUUGAUGAAGGUCGAGGGCAUCAGUCCCGAGUACAUGCUUGAACGCUGCUUUCUCCAGUUCCAGAGCAACGCUGGGGUCCCGGUUUUGGAAGACGAGCUUCGCAGGGAGGAACAAAAGAAGGCUUCUAUCGUUGUUUCCGACGAGGAACUCGUAUCCGAGUACUAUGAAUACCGACAGCAACUAGAUCAGAUGGCUGCUGACUUCCGCGAAGUCAUCACGCACCCUAGCUAUAGCCUUCCCUUCCUCCAGCCUGGUCGGCUUGUCAAGAUAAAGUAUCAAGACCUGGACUUUGGCUGGGGUGUCAUUAUCAACUAUCAAAAGCGCCAGUCGCCGAAGAAUCGACCUACGCCCGUUGCAGAGGAUGUUCCGCCACAUGAACAGUAUGUCGUCGAUGUCCUCCUGAACUGCGCAUUCGGUGGUACCCUUCCGAAAGAUCGUGCGACGACCACUCCGACGCCUGCUGGCAUUCUGCCCUGUCCUCCAGGUCAGAAGGGCGAUCCGCAGGUCGUCCCCGUGCUACUAUCCACACUUGAGUCGAUUAGCCAUCUCCGUGUCCACUUGCCGAAGGACAUCCGCUCCUCACAGGCGCGUGAAACAGUGUGGAAGACCAUCCAGGAGGUGCACCGGCGUUUCCCAGACGGCAUUCCCCUGCUGGAUCCUGUUCAGAACAUGCAUAUUACCGAUGACAAAUUUAAGCAGCUGGUGAAGAAAAUCGAGAUCAUGGAGCAAAAAAUGUUCUCGAGCUCGCUUCAUAAGGAUCCGCGGCUACCAGAGCUGUACACGCUAUACAAGCAGAAAGUCAGCUCUCAGGAGCGGAUGCGGGAGCUUAAAAGGAAGAUACAGGCGACGCACGAUGUGCUGCAGAUGGAAGAGCUCAAGGCACGAAAGCGCGUCUUACGCCGUCUCGGCUUCACCAGCUCGGCCGACAUCGUCGACAUGAAGGGCCGUGUGGCGUGCGAGAUUAGCACUGGUGACGAACUGCUAUUAACAGAGCUAAUCUUCAACGGUGCCUUUAAUACCCUCUCGCCCGAGCAGAGUGCUGGUCUCCUCAGCUGCUUUGUCUUCACAGAAAAGAGCGAGCAGCAAACACGGCUGAAGGAAGAGCUCGCUGCUCCUCUUCGCGUCAUGCAAGAGAUUGCACGGCGGAUAGCCAAGGUGUCGAAAGAAUCGAAGCUGCCCAUCGUCGAAGACGAGUACGUGCAGUCGUUCAAGGUCGAGCUCAUGGACGCAGUCGUGCAGUGGUGCCGCGGCGCGUCGUUCUCCGAGAUCUGCAAGCUUACCGACCAAUUCGAAGGAAGUUUAAUCCGUGUUUUCCGCCGACUUCAAGAGCUCAUCCGCCAGAUGAGCCAAGCCGCGAAGGUCAUUGGCAACACGGAACUGCAGGAAAAGUUUGACAAGGCGUCAGAGAUGCUGGAAAGGCCAAACUCGGUCAUCUUCUGCUCUUCGCUCUAUCUCUAGUCUCGCUUUCCUUCGCCCUGGUGUUU